Molecule: messenger RNA, 1578 nt
Organism: Rhodotorula toruloides NP11
Lineage: Eukaryota; Fungi; Basidiomycota; Microbotryomycetes; Sporidiobolales; Sporidiobolaceae
Product: T-complex protein 1 subunit beta
Exons: 12
Coding region: 1-1578 (525 amino acids)
Biological process (GO): protein folding
Cellular component (GO): chaperonin-containing T-complex; cytosol
Molecular function (GO): ATP binding; ATP-dependent protein folding chaperone; ATP hydrolysis activity
Source: RefSeq, a predicted model, not a curated record
AUGGCCGCCAACAUUCUCAACGCAGAGGCUACGCAGGAGCGCGCAGAGAAUGCCCGUCUCUCCUCCUUUGUCGGCGCUCUCGCUCUCGGUGACCUCGUCAAGUCGACCCUUGGUCCUAAGGGCAUGAACAAGAUUCUCCAUUCGGCGUCGACGGGCGAGAUCACCGUCACGAACGACGGCGCGACCAUCCUCAAGUCGAUUGCGCUCGACAACCCCGCUGCGAAGAUCCUCGUCAACAUCUCGAAGGUGCAGGAUGACGAGGUCGGAGACGGCACGACUUCCGUUACUGUCCUUGCUUCGGAGAUUCUGCGAGAGGCGGAGAAGCUUGUUACGAUCCAGCGUGUGCACCCUCAGACCGUCGUUGAGGGUUUCCGAAUUGCCAGCAAGGCAGCGUUGCAGGCUUUGGAGAACGCGGCGGAGGACCACGGCAAGGACGAGGCGCAGUUCCGGGAAGACCUGCUCGCCAUCGCUCGCACAACCCUCUCCUCGAAGGUCCUCGCAGCCGACAAGAACUACUUCGCCAAGCUCGCCGUCGACGCAGUCAUGCGCCUCAAGGGCUCGACGGACCUCGACCACAUCCAGAUCAUCAAGAAGCAGGGCGGAAAGUUGACCGACUCGUACCUCGACGAAGGCUUCAUCCUUGACAAGAAGAUUGGCGUCAACUGCCCGCACCGGAUGGAGAACGCCAAGAUCUUGAUCGCCAAUACUCCCAUGGAUACCGACAAGAUCAAGAUCUUCGGCGCACGGGUCAAGGUCGACUCGACUGGCAAGCUGGCGGAGCUUGAGCGGGCAGAGCGGGAAAAGAUGAAGGCCAAGGUCGCGAAGAUCAAGGCGUCCGGCGUCACCUGCUUCGUCAACCGCCAGCUUAUCUACAACUACCCCGAAUCGCUCUUCGCCGAGGCUGGCAUCAUGUCGAUCGAGCAUGCCGACUUUGAGGGCGUCGAGCGUCUGGCGUUGGUCACGGGUGGCGAGAUCGCGAGUUCGUUCGAGGACCCGCAGGCGGUCAAGUUGGGACAGUGCGACGUGAUUGAGGAGAUCAUGAUCGGCGAGGACAAGCUCAUCAAGUUCUCGGGUGUCGCGGCUGGCGAGGCGUGCACUGUCGUCCUUCGCGGCGCGACAGGCCAGAUGAUUGAGGAGGCCGAUCGCUCGCUGCACGACGCUCUCUCGGUUCUCUCGCAGACGGUCAAGGAGACGCGGGUUGUACUUGGCGGUGGAUGCGCAGAGAUGACGAUGGCGGUUGCGGUCGACGAGGAGGCGAAGCGGACGGAGGGCAAGAAGGCGUUGGCGGUUGAGGCGUUUGCGCGGGCGCUGCGGCAGAUCCCGACGAUCUUGGCGGACAACGCUGGCUACGACUCUUCGGACCUUGUCGCCAAGCUUCGCGCAGCGCAUUACGAGGGGCGGAAAGACGCGGGUCUCGACAUGGAGAAGGGAACGGUCGGAUCGAUGAAGGAGUGCGGCGUGACCGAGUCGUACAAGCUCAAGCGGCAAGUGAUCCUCUCGGCGAGCGAGGCGGCGGAGAUGAUUCUCAGGGUCGACGACAUUUUGCGGAGUGCGCCGAGGAAGCGCGAGGGCCACUAG